UGUUCUUCGUGGAUGCAGGUUUCAGUACUUUCAGUUUCCAUAAUUUAUCAAUUUUAUGUUAGUAUUGGUAUUGUCAAAGAUCUUGUGUUCUAAAGUUAUUUUCAAAUACCGCAGUUUAUUCUCUUUGUGAUAAUCGUCAUCAAGGGACAACCGAGGAAUUUUUCUAAAAAUUCUUCUCCGCAGCAAGAUAAUUUGUUGGUUUUGUUUUUAAGAACAUAAGAUUUAAGUUUUUGGUCUCGCAAUCUCAAGAUGGAUGACAAAACUAGAGAGUGGCAGAUGGAAAUGGUCAUGGAAAAGCUUCGCUCCAAGUCACCGAAAGGCAAAUCAUUUUUCGAUCUUGCCAAAUCGCACAGAAUGGCUCUCUUGGAAAAACGCUAUCCGUUAGACAGUGUUGAGAAAAAUUUGCUGCAAAAAUGUCUCGAUAUCUUACAACACUCAGUGAAAGUCAACACUCUUCAAGCAAUGAUAGAGCGUUUAGAAAGUAUCAGUCGACAGCUAGGGUUGAAGUUUAUGGCUGGGCAAACGAACUUCGAUUGGUUUAUCUCUUCGGAUAUGUUUUAUCUGGAAGUUGUGCUGGAAGGAAAUGGAGGAGUGCGUGAUGUUAAAAUUCAUCAUGAAGGAAAAGUAGAGCAGCAGAGUUGUGCUGAGUUGGUCGAUUGCUUAUCAAAAAGAGAUUUUGCAGAUUUUACAACUCAGCUUGAAGGUCUCGUUUCAAUUUAUCAAGUAAACGCGGAGAAAAAAAUAAAAUGCAAAGCUUUCAGUGCCCUCCAGUCUUUGGAAACAGACCUAGCCACCUUAGCAAGUUUGCAGACUUUCAUAAAAGAGCCAUUCAACCUCGUCCACAAGUCACCGGUAGGAGCUUUAGAAAAGAGGAAAGGAGGUCAUCCGAUGAAGUUGACAUACUUUGUGUCUCCUUAUGAUUUGCUGGAUGUUGAAAACAAAACUUGCCGUGCUCUGCGCACAGAUGCCCUUGGCUCAACAGGGCUUAGCGCAACCGUUACAAUGGAAAGUUCCUCUGCACACAAGCUUCAAAUUUCUACACUGAUCUCAAUCAAUAAAAACUUGACAGGAAAAAGCACACCUGUUUAUGCGCCAUUGACCGUCAUGAACAGCAACUCGUUGCCAGCUGUAUUUGUUUUGAAACUGAGUGAGCCCUUGCCAAUGUGCAUUUCUCUUGUUAAGAAAAUCAUGGAAGUAACGGAUAUUGAAGUUGCAGAUCUGUCCUCUCCACAACCUCUCGUUUCUCUCAUCACGCAACAUUCCUCUGCAGGCCAACUAAACUGUGGAGUGAAUCGAGGAUUAUUUGUUACUUUGCCAGAACAACAACAUUGUUACUUUGUUACGGAGAAUCGGAAUCUUGAUGGAGUAGUUGUAUCUUCAAUUCCAUUCACCCACCCGGCUCAUGUUGCUCAAAUUCUCAACUAUCUACGUCAACAAGCCCUCUUCAAUACACUUAUAAUGUCAUGUAUUCGGCCCAAUAGUAAGCAAGAUGUGGAGAAAACCAUAAUUUUCGAAUUGAUGCCAUGGUCGUGGCAGCACAUCACUGUAAGUUUUAUUCAUCCGUAUGAUGAAAACAUGACAACUGCAGAACUUGAUUUAACAGACAUAGCAAAUCUGAAGUGCUCUGUAAACUCGACGCUUGGCGAUGGACAUGCUGCUAUUAUUGCCUCCGAGUAUCCUUCUAAAGUAUUACAAAGGAGCUUUUCCAUACCAAUCACGAUGAGAGCAUUAUUAAAAUGUUGGGAGAUGGAAACGCGUCUAGUGAAUGGAAUGGACAUUUCGGGCCUCGGUGGCUCAAACAGUGGCAACAUCGGUGGCAACCCAAAUAACAACAAAAACCAGCAACCUCCAAUCAAUGAAUUCGACCCGGAUGUCAAAAUCAAGCUGGAACCAAAUUUGGAUUAUCCUAGUCUCAAUGGGUCACACAAUUCGGAUUUUAAUAACCCAGGGUUUCAAAGCUUCUCAACAAGUCCAAUAACUCCUCGGCAUAACUUGGCGGAAACCAAUAAUCCCGAUUUAGUCACUAUUUCAAAAAACUUGGAUAGUGGGACUAAAAAGUUUCGGAAAAGAAAAUCAGCUGAUAGUUUGCCGAAGAAAAGUCCAAAAAGUAAGGACGAAUCAGAGGCUAAAUUGGGAAGCACAGAUGACGCAAGUGUUAGCGAUACCACCCCAAAAAGCACCAAUCCAGUGCUCAAAGCAUCUUGCAGUUCUACUCCAGAGAUAGCACCACCGGGGGGUAAUGUUGACUCGAAUAAAAGUAUCGGUGAAAAACUUGGGGAUUUUCAGACUGAUUCAUUUAUGGAAGCAACUGAGGCAGAAGACGAUGGUGUAGAGGAGUUCUUAAAAAGUGGUGCUAAGAAAAAUAAGAAAAGUAUGGUAGAAAUAACAACAAUUCGACCAAAUGAUAAGAAGUCACCAACUCAACAUGUCACCGAGUUUAGUAAUAAGAAUUUAGUCUCUCCAUCCUUGAGUAUUUCUCCAGUUUCAGUGAAACCUAACAUGAGCGCUCUCCCAAGCAUGGUGCUUGAAAGGAGACCAGGAAUUGAGAUUUUUCCAGUAGUCUCCUCACCCAUUCCGCAAUCUCCUGUCUCCAGUUCUAUCACAAUUACUGCAAUAUCAGCAAAAACAGUGUCGGACGAAAAGCUAAGGGAAAAGAAGAAAUUAAAAUCAGAACUGGACAAAUCGAAAUUAGAAAAGAAACGUAAGCGAAAACGAGAUGAUAGUCCAAUGGGACCGCCAGACAAAGUGCCUUCCAAACAAGACUCAAAAGCAGUCUUAAGCGUCAAACCUUCUGAAUCAGCUUCACCUCAACCUUCCUCGCCAGCAGGAACUGUACGCAAGUAUAAUUGCUCUCCAACGCAUACCUCAUUGUCAGGUAAAUCAAGUCCUGCCUCAAAUUGCUCAUCCAAGUCCAGUAAACCUGUUCUGGUAUCUCAUACGAGUAAAUCAACCUCCCCCUCUACUAGCAGUCCCAAAAGCAGCCCUAUAUCUGCCAGUGCUAGUCCUAAACACAGUCUUCUAGUGUCUAAACAAGUUGGUUCAUCUGGUUCCGGAAAACCAAGCAUGUCAACUCUAAAAUCAGCAGUUUCAUCUCCCUCUUCCGCUGCUAAAAGUGAUCCAAAGAAGUCCUCUAGCAAGGAGUCGAGAGAUAAAGACAGAAAAAGUUCAAAUUUUUCAAGCAGUGGACGCUCGAGCCCAAAGAUUAAAUCUGCAAGUGUAAAACUAAAGGCAUUGCCAGUAGAUCUACCAGUAGAUAGCACGAUUUUAGUAACUGACGGUAGCUUAGCAAGUUGUUUGGACCCCAAACAAGCAGUUAUGCGAAACCGAAAAGGGUCAUUAUCAGCUGUGAUUGAUAAGUUAAAAUCCGCUCAAGGUGGAACUGGUGAUCCUGGAGGAGAAGGAAAUGAUGGGGGAGGAGGGGGCGGUAGUAAUAAAUCAACAACGCCAACUAAAGAUUCUCGAUCUAGUAGCUCCUAUAGUGGCAAGGUUAGUGAUAAAUUAACGGGAAAUAAAGUUGACAGUGGGAAGAAUCCAGGUGAAUAUAUGGUAAAACCAAGUUUAGAUGGUAUGAAAAUAACAAUAAACAAAAAGAAAGACUCAAAAAGUGGCGGUAAAACUGUUGCAUCCUCAGGAACAAAUUCACCAAAAGGACACACAGGUUUGAAACCUGGGGUUCAGAGUGGGCCUGCAUCUAAGAAACCACAGGUCAUCACAAAAACGAACUCAAGUAGCAGUAUUAGUAGCAAAAGUCCGAGUUCCAAGCCUUUCCAAAGAUCAAACUCAUCCGGAAACCUAACAAAAUCUGUCAAAUCAACUAAUUCCUCAAAACCAGGAUCAGAUGUCAAUCGCAACAAGGCUAAAUUUGCAAGUAAGUUAGAUCCAGGCAAAAGCAUAUUUAGUUCUAAAACAGGGAAAGCUAGCCCCACAAUGAUAAAAGAUGAUAGUGAGUCUAAAUCAAGUAAAAUCGAUUCCGGUCAUCCUGCUCAAAUUCUCGAGAGCUUCAAACUCCUUGACACAAAAUUUCAAAUUCCAAAAUUAUCAGCGAGGGUAAACAACACCUCAGCGGAUAGUGAAGGAUCAAAAAAAUCUGCUGGUCUCAGUGAAAAGUCUUAUCACAAUAGUAGCGAAAGCACUCGGUCAGACACUAAAGUAAACGAAGUUGGGAGCAAACCAGAUCAUAGUGUAUCAAAGCAUCCUGUCGUCAGCUUGAAUUUAGUGAAAAAUGUGGAUGAAAACACUAGUAAUAAUGACUCCAGUAAAAAGAGUAGUAGUAGUAAAAUCCCAGAUACACCAGACACAGAAGCACCACCUCUCGAAAAUGUUAGUAGUUCAUCUGUCUCCAGCUCUGAGGUAUCUCAAAGCACUGUGUCUACGUCUGUAAGUUUACCAAAGAGUAAAUCUGACACGAAUUUAAAGCUGUCUAGCCUAACUUCAAAUUUAUCUGCAUCCAAAGAUGAUAGUUUAAGUAGUCUAAAAAUGGACCUUCCAAUCUCUAAUUUGUCUUUUAAAGAUAAUGGAAACAGUUCAUUUAAAAAAGUAGUCGAUUCCAGCACAUCAAAAACCAGUGAAACUUCAUCAAAAGCGAAUGAAGCUCCCAAAGGAGGGGCAGGUGCUCAGUCGCAAGAAGUCGCUGAGAUACUCAUGGAUUUUUCUUCCUCAUCGUUCCCGAAUAAUAACAAAACCCUCGAUACCCAAAAAUUAGCGCCAGCCCCAGAGCGAAUGGUCUCUUCCUUUCCUGCACGCAGGAACAACUCACCUUCAGUAUUCCCUCACUCACCCUCGGUUCAAAUUCACAUCGUCAAGUCGCCAGCCUCAAUUCUUCCAUCACCGCACUCUGCAUCUCCUUGUAUAACUGAUGAUGAGCUAAUGGAUGAAGCCCUUGUUGGGAUUGGAAAAUAAGAGCCAUUUUUUGAAUGGUUUUUCCGAAAUAUCUCCUUUGUAAAAUUGAUUUCACCAUUUCCUUCAAACAGUAUUAUGCUAAGACAUGUGUGCUUUUAUGAUGUCCGAAUCUGGACUACUUGAGUUAAGACUCAUUAUUCACGACUAUAGUUGCUAGUAAUUAAAUUUUAACAGCUUAUUUUUUUAUGAGUUUUUUUUUCUCAACAUUACAUAGAAUAUUAUGGAAGCGGCGUACUUUUGCAUGCUGUGACAGUUAAAUUAUUAAACGAGGUCUAUUUUUAUCAUUAUUUAGUGCUUGCUGAGUUGAAACUAGCAUUGCUCUUUUCAAUAGUUUUUUAAUUUGUUAUAGACCGAUGCAAUCAUGUUUAGAGACUUCUGUGCGCCUUUUCACACACCAAAGAAACAAUUUUUUCCUUUAUUUGACAGACUAUUUUAGCCUAUUUUCCAUCCUUCCUUUUGAUGGAGGAUUUUUAUGUGUCUGAAAGUCAAUCAAUGUUAUUCAUCAAUGAAAACUCCUCAAAGAGCAGAGUCAGGGAAUCUCCUUGGUUUACAAAUGAGAUAAAUAUUGAAGGAAAUAAAACAGCGUAAUCAAAUGAGUCAAAGAGACAAGUUUGAUCAAGAAAUUCCGCUCCAUUGCAUACUUUGGCAAUUUAUGUCUCCCUUUUUAAACUUAUUCACCUUCAUUUUCUGAUGUCAGAAAAUAAUUGUAAAAAAUACCUUGAACGUAGGUCACUGAGUAUGUACCUCUAAUUCAAGCAAAUUCUCCAUCAAAUCAGACACGGACAGAAAUAAUUGAAACCAGUAUUGAUUUACCUAUUAACCAUAUUAUUAAGAUGACUGAGUAAAUUUAUCUUUUUAUACUUUAAAUUAUUGUAUGAACUAUAGAAUAUUGUUUUCCAGGAAGAUUUUGAAGGAACAGUAUUGAUCAGGAUUAUGAAAGAAAUUAUGAUAAUGAUCAAAAAAAAAUUCUGCCCUCUUUUUAUUGAUACCUAAGAUAUGAAUCGAUAAUUUUUUCUAUCACUGAAGUCGGAUGCAUUAUCUCAUGAUCCGUCAAAAGCCUCAAUGGCACUAAGUGAAGAAUCCAUCACACACCAUAUAUUUUGCUUUUUAUCUUCAUACGAGUUUUACGAUCAUUUCAAGUUUACACUUUAUAAAGUACUAUUUCAUUAUGUUUUGUUCCGUUAAUUGAUAGAAUUUUGUUUCAGGAUUACUGAAAAUCCACCCCCCCCCCUUUUUUUUGUCCUUAUCUAGUCUGGAUUGUAAAAAUAAUGUAAUUGAAGAUAAUUUUUGCUGGCUCCAGAACAUAUCAUGCCAUUUCAAAUUUGUUUCAGUUCUAAAUGUAUCAACCUCACUUUUUUUUUUAUAACUCAACCGUAUCAAAGUUUAGCCGUUAGUCCCUGUAUUAAGCUUAGACUUUUCUUUUGAAUCAAAAUAAGCAAAGCUGCUUUUCCGCAUCUUGUAACAUUAUACUCUAUUAGUCAGUGACAGUAAUAGUGUCUAAAAAUUUUGUGUGCAAUAAAUAAAUUAAUCAAACUUUUCAUCAUUAGGAUACAUCUAGUCUUGUCUUCGUGAAAUAAUUAUCAUGAUUUUUCAAAGGUUAAAGGAAGUAAUUUCUGAAAAUGCAACAAUUUUCUCCCUCAGUCAUUAUUGAUGAUUAGCAUAUUCCACCAAUCAUUUCGAAUCUGGUGCGAUGAAUGAGUGUAAAUUUCAUAAUAAACAUAAAAAUGAACCGUGUUUUAUUCUUUUAGGGGAGUAUUUUAAAUUCUCUCUUUGUAAUACUUCUCUCCUAGUGUGGUACGUGCGUUUGAAUCCAAUGUAGAAAACCAAGUUAUGUAUUGUCAUUAAAAACUUAAGAUUUUGUCUUACCUAGAAUCAAUAAUCGUCUUCAUUAAAUGGGUUAUAAGUAUCCCUUAAAACUGGUUCAACCAUGCUAAAAUUUUACCAAGAUCAAUUUUAGCUCAUUCUCCAAAAAUUUUACUGCUUCUGUCAUUUGAAUUGUAUGACCUCUUAAUGAAAAUUUUAAUUUUAACAACAUACCUCUCGUCACUGUUUCACAAACACUGACCAUCGAGAGGUUGAUUUUUCAGGAGCCACAAAAUCAAUGCUAUCCUCAGAACUAUCCAAGAUAACUAUUUCGAUAGAGUCGAAUACUCAAAAUGAAUAAAGUGGAGAACUUUGUGACCAGUUGGAAAAAUAUACUUUGAGCAGAAUUCUUCUCAUACAUCAUGGUAGAUUUCAAAUACCCAGUGAUGAAUAGGGAGAAAAGAACCUGAACAUCGUCUUAACAAGGUGUGUAUUCAUAAUGAAUGUCUUAACCUGGUAUGUAAGAGACGAUGGUGCUUAACCAGCAUAACUAAAUUUCCUGUAUUCACUAGUUUUUUGUGAGGUCAACUUGUUCUUUUCUUUUUCUUUCUAUCUCCAUUUUCCUCUUUUUUGUACAAUGAGGAAAAUAGAAUUUUGGCAUAACGCAGUUUGGAACCUUGUAAUUCUUCCUUUUAUUUGAGCACCAAACUUCGGGUUCAGUGACUUCGAAAAACAUCAAUGGCUAAGGUGCAAAACCACUUUUCUUUCUAUCAUACUUAAUUUUUUCUUUGUGUAACUAAGCCAUGUAAUUUCUUGUAAAUUUCCUUGAUUUUUCAUCUCGGUUAGCAGAAUAUUCUGUAUGAAUUCCAAGCUAUGAAGUUAGCUUGUUUUUCUUCGAAGAAAUGAAAUGGGAGCUGACAUUUCGAAACACGGUAAUAGAGAUAAACUUUCGCCAUCGAUGCAUUUCAAGUUCCUGAUGGGUUGCAUUAAACCCACGACUGAAGAUGGUUGAAAAUGUUCUGUCAGAUUGAUAAUAAUGAAAUUCAUCAAUCUGACUACUGAAAGUUGGUGAUAGUAAAGACAUGGCAGAACAGAACCUCCUGAAAGGCUCCAAACUUCGUAACGAAAUUCGCUUUUAUUUUUCAAUUCACUUGCAGCUCCUAGUGCAGAAGUUUUAAUUAACCCUGAGCUUAUGAAUCCUUCAUGUAAAAGCCCGGGGCUAUUGUUGUCAAGUUGACUUAAUUAAUUAAUGCAUGAAUUUAAAUGUAUAUUUUAUUAGAAACUUUGUACCUAUGACUUACUUAUCCUAAUGACAAUUUAUUUUACUUAGCAUUCAAUUUGAAUAGCUGAAAAAAUACAAAUCCGUAAAAUGGGACUGUAUUUAAUUAAUGUACAUAUACUGGCAGUGUAAAAAUAUUCGUUUGAAUUCUAUGCUCUAAGCAUCCAUGAACUUCAGGUGUCAAGGUUAGUUCCAGAAGAGAAGCAACUUUUUUCCUCUUUUACCUCUGAAAGUUUAAAAGUAAUUAUAUUUCUAGUAUCUUAACCCGUGUCACAGUUAUCUACAAACAGAAAAAUAUCAUUCAAAGUUCUUUCUUUUUCUUUUAGUGUUCUACUUUUCAGAAAUCCUCCCUUGCGGUGUGUUACUAUUUGACGUUUUCCCAACACUAGGAUGUAAUAACUUUAUAUUUCAAAGCUGCAUAUUUUCGCUCACAAGUUAUACUUUUGCUGGGGAACUAGAGAAAUUCCAAUUGAAAAUUUCUCUGGUUUUACUGCUGACAAAAAAAAACAACUGCAAAAAUUAGCACAAUUCUAGAGAGAAACUGCAAGGUUAUAUUCUUGUAACAAAUUGAACUGUUGGAAUCAAUUUUGCAACGUUGGAAUGGAGUUAUGUCCCUUUGCCCUGGAUACGACAAAUUGUAGUUUCAUGCUUAAAUCAGUGUCAAAAUGCAAAAAUCAAGCCCAUUGGUAAUGAUAGAAUUUUGUGCUUUGAUCAGCCACUGAGUUUUAAAAACCAUUUAAUCAUUGCUUUGAUUCUUUUAAGUGGCGCAAACCUAAACUCUCAUCAUCGUGAAAAAAGUGCAGAUUUUUAUACCACUAGAGUCCACACCACAUAAGUUUGCGCACUCUCAGACUGCGACAGAAGAUAAAAGAGAUCUUGAUUCUUGCAUGUACUUUCAGUGCUAAACUGAUGUCACACGAUCUUCUGUUGCACUCUAAAGGUGCAUAAAUUUACUUGGCGAGGACUCUACCAUUGUGAGAGUUCUCGAAUUAAAAAUAAUGUUGCAGUAAACAAGUUUUCAUUUUCAUCAGCCUGAAGCUUUCAAUUAACAAAUGUACAAUGAUGUUAUCGUAUCUCUACCUGUCUUUUAUUAUUAUUCUUUUAGUGAUGAAAAUAAAACUAAUUACUGAACUAUGCCCACAUACCCUGUAUCAGUUAAUAAGCUUUACUGAACUCACUUGCCUGAAUUCUUUGGAACCUUUCCGAAGUUUACCUGCUCUGAUGAUUGUAAAUUUUGUUAUGUAUCAUUGUUCAAAAUGAAUUUUAGUUCUUAUGUUUCUGUAAAUUACUUCUCAAAGUGUAUUGGCUGAUUUAAAUGCAUACAAAGUCUGAGAUCAUUGUUAUCAGACUUUUAUGUACGCAUUAUUCUUAUUAUCUGUAAUCAAGAUAGUUCAGUACCUGAAUUAUAAAUAUUUUUCUUUUUUUA
This is a messenger RNA of Bemisia tabaci, 9407 nucleotides long. RefSeq names its product Mediator complex subunit 1 (gene MED1). Gene Ontology annotation, biological process: regulation of transcription by RNA polymerase II. Gene Ontology annotation, molecular function: transcription coregulator activity. NCBI's taxonomy places the organism in Eukaryota, Metazoa, Arthropoda, Insecta, Hemiptera, Aleyrodidae. Gene Ontology annotation, cellular component: mediator complex. The record is from RefSeq and is a predicted model, not a curated record.